AUGAGGUUAGCCAGGGCUAAUUCGAAGACCGAUGGAUCUAACGACGUAAUUGUGUACUACGUAUUGGCGGCUACACUGCGUCGUAAAGGACGGAAUAAAAGUGGGAAGGAUGCUCCUGUGAAAGUUACCGAGGACUCGAAGGGCUCGACCGAAGUUUCAUUACCGACGAUUAGUACCACAUCACAAGCACAUAAGGAAGGAGGACCGCCUGUGGAGUCCCUGCCGUCCACCGCAUCGGGGACCUGGGAGGGAUGGACGAAAAUGGUGAGUGCUGCCAAACGCAAUGUUCCUCAGCGUAACAAGUGCUUUCAGGCACUAAACCUACCUGAGGCACCAGUGGGAACUGGACAGGAGAGACUUAAUCAAGAUCGCCUCCUGUUGACAUCCAUUCUCGAGAAAGUAUUCAAGAGUGAAGAAAACGUAGCCAAAGAUAUCAAGGUGAAGGCAGCAUUUCGCCUGGGACAAGAUACAGAGAUUUGUAAAGACGUUGUCGCAUCGAAUGAAGUAGAGAGCAUCGUUGUAAGCAGUAAUAGCACUGGGUGUCAGUACCGCGUCAUAACGGAUUCCGGUAAAGAAGUGAAGGUCUACGUUAAUACGACGAGUGGAACGAAGUGUGUGAAGGUGACCAGUAAUGGUAAAUCGGAAACGCUUUGUCCAUCAGGUCCAACGAAUCAGUUGACAUCCAGCUCACCGAUUGAAGUGAGUGCGGAUUCCGACACGACCAGUCCAAACGCACCAACGACAACACCAACUGAGGCAGCAACUGAACCCACCAAAGCAACUCCAGAUUCAACUGAUCCCGAACCUUCGGAAGGGCAGAAAAAACCAUUGCCAGAAACCGCACCCCCAGCAUCUGGUCAACAAGGUGAAGAAUCGGGAUCUCGUGCAGAUAAAGAAGACCAAAUGGAAAAUGAGCACCAAGAUGAACAACCAAAUGUAGGCCCAGCUGCUCUCAUUCCUGCUCUGUUGCGGAAAGCCAGAGCUAACUCGGAUACCGAUGGAUCUAACGACGUAAUUGUGUAG
Molecule: messenger RNA, 1023 nt
Organism: Echinostoma caproni
Lineage: Eukaryota; Metazoa; Platyhelminthes; Trematoda; Plagiorchiida; Echinostomatidae
Source: the annotation of a GenBank genome assembly